Molecule: messenger RNA, 1355 nt
Organism: Suillus discolor
Lineage: Eukaryota; Fungi; Basidiomycota; Agaricomycetes; Boletales; Suillaceae
Exons: 4
Coding region: 109-1155 (348 amino acids)
Source: RefSeq, a predicted model, not a curated record
UUUGCGAGACUCUUUUUAACUUACUUCGUUCUAUACUGAUUCUCAGCUGUGCUGCUGUUAAAACCUGGACGGGUUUCUCCAACGAAAAUUCUAACGCCUUUGGUUACGAUGCAAUUCACUACUCUCGUUUUAUUUGCUCUUGCCACUGCUGCCUCUGUGCACGGUGCUCCAGUCCAUAAGCGCAUUGCGCAGGUUAUCGCUGACUCAACUACCAAGUGGGAGGCAGCAUGCGAUGCCGCUGGUGGAGGUACCCAAUGCAACCAAGUUGCUGUCGCGUCCUUCGGCACUCUUCUUGCUGCUCCAGGUCCAUGCGAGCAGCAGGAUGCCGCUGACAACAUGAUUGACCUCGCAAAGACUCUCAGUAACAAUGCAGACAUGAUUACACUUGCUCAGAUCUUUGCCCAGCAGCCCCGAAACUCUCCUACAUCACAGAGCGUGCCCUAUUGCCAGUCAGCUCCGCGCAAUGCUGAGCUCAAUGGGCUCUUCCAGUGUCAGUUUCAGGGUGAUAAGCUAACGACCUUUGUCGGUGGUAUUGCCGUUGGUGGUAGCGGGACUAUCCCUUUCGGUAUGAGCGCACCCGUCAAUCCGGCUGGUUCUUGCCCCGCAAACCCCACCGGUCCCAUCGCUGAUGGCACACAACUCGUGGAUCUCACCCAGAAUCCCGGUGUCGGUAGCACAACUGCCUCCAAUAAGACCACUGGUGGAAGCAAUAGCACUUCAACAGUGGCCACUUCUUCCGCCAUACCUUCGUCUGGUUCUUCUUCGGAUUCUGACUGCGGGGAGGAUCCAACCGAAUCCACACCUACUGCUUCGCCCACCAUGGCAGCUUCUAUCGCCGCCGUCGCAUCCGCAACGCCCUCAAGCACUAGUGGAAACUUCAAGCUCGCUAACGGUCAGGACGCUCAGAAGCUCAAUGCGCAGUUUGCUACGCUAACUGCUACCUCUCUCUGCACUGAGGGUACUAAUGCAUGCAUCGAUAGCGCUUUUGCGCAGUGCGUAGGGGGCACGUAUGUGACUCAAUCUUGUGGGUCCGGUCUCAUUUGCGCUGCCCUUCCUCUUGUCAACUCUGCUGGAACGUCGAUCACCUGCACCACAAAUGCUGAUGCUUUAGCUCGCAUUGCUGCCACUGGCGCGCAGGGCGGCCUCACUGGAUGAGGUUCAUUAAUACUUUUUUUUUCGUUGUGUUUUGAAAUAAUAUAGUAUACAAACUGUUACUAUGUAGUGUCAUACUGCUUACAAUAUCUGUAUCAGUAUUGGUGGUGCUAGUCGCUGCAUGAGAUUUGUUGCCCACUGAAGUGUAUGAUCAAUGUACAUUAGUCCCCCUAGCCAGACCAUAUGGAUUUAAGAACAGUUGU